Messenger RNA from Octodon degus (degu), 3642 nucleotides. RefSeq names its product ETS proto-oncogene 2, transcription factor (gene Ets2). Gene Ontology annotation, molecular function: DNA-binding transcription factor activity, RNA polymerase II-specific; sequence-specific DNA binding. The transcript is spliced from 10 exons. Gene Ontology annotation, cellular component: nucleus. Gene Ontology annotation, biological process: regulation of transcription by RNA polymerase II; cell differentiation. Lineage: Eukaryota; Metazoa; Chordata; Mammalia; Rodentia; Octodontidae. The coding region runs from base 177 to 1589 and encodes 470 amino acids. The record is from RefSeq and is a predicted model, not a curated record.
GGCCGGGCUGAUUACUUCCUCCACCGCGGCGCCGAGGGCGGAGUGGCCCAGCGAAUCUGCGCCCAGCCCCGGCCUCGAUCCCCGAUCCCGAUCCUCGCCCGUGCUCGCCUCCCGCUGCGCUACCGAGAACACAACCCAAGCUCCACCGCUGGCCGCCGGCCUUGCCCCGCGGCGAGAUGAAUGAUUUUGGACUGAAGAACAUGGACCAGGUAGCUCCUGUGGCUAAUGGUUUUCGAGGGACACUCAAGCGCCAGCCAGCCUUUGACACCUUUGAUGGGUCUCUGUUUGCUAUUUUCCCCUCUCUAAAUGAAGAGCAAACGCUCCAAGAAGUGCCAACAGGCUUGGAUUCCAUUUCUCAUGACGCUGCCAACUGUGAGCUGCCUCUGCUGACCCCCUGCAGCAAGGCUGUGAUGAGCCAGGCCUUAAAAGCCACCUUCAGCGGUUUCCAGAAGGAGCGGCGGAGGCUCGGCAUCCCUAAGAACCCCUGGCUAUGGGAUGAGCAGCAAGUGUGCCAGUGGCUUCUGUGGGCCACCAACGAAUUCAGCCUGGUGGACGUGAACCUGCAGCGGUUCGGCAUGAACGGCCAGGUUCUGUGCAACCUCGGCAAGGAGCGUUUCCUGGAGCUGGCGCCUGACUUCGUGGGCGACAUCCUCUGGGAGCAUCUGGAGCAGAUGAUCAAAGAAAACCAAGAAAAGACAGAAGAUCAGUAUGAAGAAAACGCACACCUCAACUCAGUUCCCCAGUGGAUUAACAACAACACCUUAGGUUUUGGUGUGGAGCAGGCUGCAUAUGGAAUGCAGACCCAGAGCUACCCCAAGGGCAGCCUCCUUGACAGCAUAUGUCCAUCUUCUGUGGCACCCAGGGUGCUGAGCUCCGAACAGGACUUUCAGAUGUUUCCCAAGUCCCGACUCAACACCGUUAGCGUCAGCUACUGUUCUGUUGGCCAGGACUUCCCCAGCAGCAACUUGAAUUUGCUCACCAACAGUUCUGGAAAGCCCAAAGACCACGACUCGCCUGAGAACGGGGGGGACAGCUUUGAGAGCUCAGACUCGCUGCUGCGCUCGUGGAACAGCCAGUCAUCCCUGCUGGACGUGCAGCGCGUGCCUUCCUUCGAGAGCUUCGAGGACGACUGCAGCCAGUCCCUGUGCCUUGGCAAACCAACCAUGUCCUUCAAGGACUACAUCCAGGAGCGCAGUGACCCAGUGGAGCAAGGCAAACCCGUCAUCCCUGCAGCGGUGCUGGCCGGCUUCACAGGAAGUGGACCCAUCCAGCUGUGGCAGUUUCUCCUGGAAUUACUCUCCGACAAGUCUUGCCAGUCGUUCAUUAGCUGGACAGGAGAUGGAUGGGAGUUUAAGCUUGCUGACCCUGAUGAGGUGGCCCGCCGGUGGGGAAAGAGGAAAAAUAAGCCCAAGAUGAACUACGAGAAGCUUAGCCGGGGCUUACGCUACUAUUACGACAAGAACAUCAUCCACAAGACAUCGGGCAAGCGCUACGUGUACCGCUUCGUCUGCGACCUGCAGAACUUGCUGGGGUUCACACCGGAGGAGCUCCAUGCCAUCCUGGGAGUCCAACCCGACACGGAAGACUGAGGUCCCUGGACUUCCCUGAGCCCACCCUAGGCCCGGGGGACCCUGAGUGGGAAGCCCGUCCAGACCGGCUGCUUCAAGGACCCCUGAAAGGCGUCCCGGAAAGUUGCCGAGAAGCAGUGGCCUUUUUUCAUCCAGAGCGUGCCUCUGUCGAGGCCGUGCCCCUCGCGGCAACAGACUCUGCUUCUCGACUCUGGAGUCUGCAGGCGGGCGGUGCCACUGUUGUGUGGCAGCGGUCUUGAGGGCUCCAGAAGCCGGCCUGCAUCUGCCCAGGCCACGCCGUGCCACACGGCAGGGUGGUUCUGACUGCUUGAGAGUCUCCGAGGAGGGAGCGUGUCACAGACAGACAACCCUUCACUAACGGAUUUUGGACUUUUGUAAGGAGGAGCAAUAAACGCGCAAACCGUCUCUGUCGGAGAGGGAUGCGGGGGGAGGGAAGGAAACCAGAGAUGCCAUUUCAGAAGUUUGUACAUAUUAUUGUAAUCUUAUUAUUGCUAUUAGAAUCCUCAUACCGUUCUAUUUAACAGAAAUUGUAUAUUGUAAUUUAAAAUAAUUAUAUAACUAUUUGAAAUAAGAAUGCAGACAUCCACUAUUUUAUUCCAUUUUUCAACAGCACACGAGUGGCAUUUUACAAAGAUUUAAUCUGCCAGUGCAGCCUAAGAGUGUUGUAAAGUGUGAUAUUUUCAUAUAAUAUACCUAUAGGAAUAAGGUCCACAGGGGUCGACCCUGGAUUUUUGCUCUUUUGUUGUUUUUUUGUUUGUUUUUGUUUUGCCUUGGUUAUUAUCUGGCAAGUACUUUGUACAUUUGGGGGCUUUUUAAAAAAAGAAACUUAAUGUUAUUAUCUUGGAGUGGGGAGGAUGCCUGGCCUCCCUGUUUUCUCCUUGAAUUGUAAAGUAAAAGCUAUAAAGCAGUAUUUUUCUUGACAAAUGGCAUAUGUUUUCCACUUUUCUGCAUGCCUUUCAAUCAGUUUGUACACAGAUGUCUUUUAUUUUUUGGUGUUAACCGUGGUUUCCCCGACAGCUCACCUCGCCCUGGCCAGCCGUUUCCUUUCUGGGCUUCACAUUACUCUGUGAUUAAAAUAAGAAUACUAUUUUUGAAAAUACGCGACUCCUUUUCAGAGAUCAGGAGGGAUUUAUGUAGCAGCUAUUUUUACUGCAAAAGUAAUUCACUGGGGGAAAAAAUGUAAUUUGUAUGAAAGCUUUAUUUUUAUCUCUGCUCCGUGUAAAGUUCAGAGUGUUGGACAGAGCGGGCUCUGGGCGGGGAGGGGUCGCUGUCAAACCCUGGACCUGAGUGAGCGAGGCAUGGCUUGGGCCAUCUGGAUAGCAUGCUCUGCUUUCUGCUCUGUGUCUUCAGCCAGAAGCUGUUUUUAGGGCUUGGGUUUUGUUUUUCUUCCCAGUUUUCCUGGACACAACACCCAGAGGCACAGAGAAAGCCAGACAGGCAAGAAUUCCUAGUGCUCCCCUGGAGGAAAAGGUUUCAAUCUAGAGAAGAAGCUCCGGAGCACCAAAGUCCACCGUGUAGCUCUGGCCUGUUCAAAAGGUCAAGUUGCUCUGACUUCCAAGUGGGACAGACUUUACUACUUCCUGGCAAACUGGCUUUGGACAUCUCCGAAGACUCAGAGUCGUCCUGUGAUGAGAUUGUGGAUUGGGUCCAGGGCAACCUGGGCACAGCACAGCCAGCCUGGAACGACUUGGCCUACGUGUCCAGAAGCAGCGCUUGCCAGCACAGUUCAGCACAGGCUGUUUUUUCCAAGUGGGACCUAUUUAUCACUGGGACAUCUGUUUAUAAUAUAAACAGACAUGUGACGGGAACAUCUUGCUGCCAAAAGAAAGUAUAGCCAUCAGCUCAAUUUAUAUGAGUUUGAACCACUUUAAGUUGCUGGUUUGGGGCUGGCUUUUAUCAGCCAAAAUAGCAGUUUAAUGUACUGCAGCCUCAUGGCUUUGGGAACGUGAGUCCCUGGGAGCCUUUGGCAUGGCGAGGGACUGAUCUGAAGUAUAAAAUAUUUUGUAAUCUGGCCUUUCUGGAACAAUAAAAUAUUUGGUUUAUGUAAACAUCA